Helianthus annuus (common sunflower) is the source of this 882-nucleotide messenger RNA. RefSeq lists its product as uncharacterized. The record is from RefSeq and is a predicted model, not a curated record. The transcript is spliced from 6 exons. Lineage: Eukaryota; Viridiplantae; Streptophyta; Magnoliopsida; Asterales; Asteraceae. Bases 71 to 559 code for a protein of 162 amino acids.
UCCAACUUCUUUUGUCACUUCUAUUUUGUCACUUCCUCUGUUUUCCCAAUUAACAAUUCUACACCCAUUUAUGGAAAACAAAAAUCAACCCACUUCCUCCCUCUCGCCACCGUCACCGCCGUCACCGCCGCCGCUGCCGUCGUCCCCAUCUUUCACUGCUGAACUUUUCGGUGACGGUGACUCACAGUCGUCAUCCACCGGAAUUUUCACUUCAAUUUUCCCUCCGUUAACUGGACCGAUGCAAAAAGAGACUUUGCAGAGCCAGGUGCGGACUACAACCCAUGGAACUUCAGCUGAGAAUGUAGCCAAGAAUACUGCAAGUGCAAAUAGUAGUGUAACGAACAUGGAGAGGAGGUCAAUCUUUCAGGAGAGCGUUGAACCGUCUCCCCUAAGUUCAUCUUUAUUUUACGGUGGACAAGAAGAUAUGUAUGUUUGUUCUUCAAGUGACCCGACUUCACAGUCAUAUUCUAAAUUCAAGAAAGUGGACGGAAAAGAUGAUCCUAAUCAUAUGCACAGUGCCUCUAGAGGAAAUUGGUGGGAAGGGUCGCUUUAUUAUUAAGACAAUGCCCCUUUGUAGGCAAGAACGUGGAUUCUCCGGCUAUCAACUAUGGAAAUUCAUGGAGUCUUUAUAGAUAGACGUUCGAAGUUUUUGUUGAAACAUAUGAAAGAUGCCCCGGUAUUUACUUCUUUGCUUCUUCUUUUGUUCUCUCAAUGCAUAUCGACGUUUUUUUUGAGACUUUGGUAUGUGAUAUUCGAUGUAUAUAUAGAAAUAAAAGCUUUGUUCCUAGUAAAAAUGGUUACUUCUGUGCAUGAAAAUUAUACUGUUAUCUUGCCUUGUCUAUGCAUUAUGUAACAAGGUGACAUUUUGUACUAUUUAGGUUA